UUAUUAUUAUUAUUAUUAUUAAUGUAUGGUUUAAUAGUAAUCGGUAUACAAAAUUAUGUUGAAUCCGUUUAUGGUGAAAAUGUAUGGCUUAGAAUAUUAGAAAAAUCUAAUACAGGUUUAUUAACAUUUCAAACACAUAAUAUUUAUUCAGAUACAGUACCGGAACGUUUAUUUUUAGCAUUUAGUAAUGAAACUGGUGAAACUAUUGAAAAUGUCACCUAUGAAACUGGUUUAUCAUUUGCUAAAUUUAUAUCUGAUUAUGGUUAUGGUAAUUUAUUACGUGUACAAGGAAGAGAUUUUAUUAGUUUUUUACAUAAUUUAGAUAAUUUACAUGAAUAUUUACGUUUAUCAUAUCCUGAUAUACAACCACCAUCAUUUUCUGUUAUUCAGAUUACAAAUGAUUGUAUACGUUUAAAGUAUUCCUCAAGACGUAAUGGUUAUACACAUUAUGUUCGGGGACAAUUAAUAACAUUAGCUAAACGUUUAUAUAAUCUUGAUAUUAAUGUUCUAUUCAUUGAUAAGAAAAUUAUUAAUAAUGUUUAUGAAACUAUAUAUGAUAUUUAUGCAUUAAAUGGUAAAUGUUGGAUUGAUCCCCAUAAUUAUGAUAUACAAAAACCAUUAGAUAUAUGGGGUAAUACAAUAUCGAGUAAUGUAUUUUUUGAUAUAUUUGCUUUUUCAUUAUUAAUCACAAAUCAAAUGAAAAUUAAACGUGUUAGUACAUCAUUUCGGAAAUUAGAUUCAUCUCUUGAAGGUUCAGAUUUUAAUGAAAAAUUUUUAUUAUUUAAACCAUUUAUUAAAUCAAAUAUAGAGGAGACACCUACUAUCAAUCUCAUAUUAUGUAACUAUUUAGAGUUUAUUCUAAUAAAUUUACGUAAAUUUAUUGAAACAACAUAUGGUAAUGAAAUAUGGUUACAAAUUUUAAAGAAUACUCUUAGCAACCAAAAAAUAUUUCAAACUUAUCAAAUCUAUGAUGAUCAUUUAUAUCAUCAAUUAAUCAAUAAUUUAUCACAAUUAAUUAAUAAAUCAAUAAAUGAUUUAUAUAUUGAUAAUGGUAAAUAUUUUAUUCAAUUUUUAAUUGAUUAUGGUUAUAUUAAUUUAUUAAAAUUUAUGGGUAAAGAUUUUAUUAAUUUUUUAAAUAAUUUAAAUGAAUUACAUAAACAAAUACAAUAUUGUUAUCCAUGCAUUAAAUCACCAUUAUUUACCAUAAUUAAAAUUGAAAAUGAUCAUUUAAUAUAUUUAUCAUAUUGUAGUCAACGUAAUAAUUUUAUAAAUUUUGUUAAAGGACAAUUAAUAAAUGUAGCAAAAUUAAUUUAUAAUAUAAAUAUAAACAUUGAAUUAUUGAAUCAACAAGAUAGUGAUCUAUCGACAUUAGGAAAAUUAUCACAGCCAUUGUCAUCGUCGACGACAUCAUCAUCGUCGUCGUUAUCAUUGGCAUCCUCAAUGUAUUUUGAAAAUUAUUUUAGAAUUGAUUGUUUAAAUGGUAGAUUACAAAUGAAAGAAUAUUUACCAAAUAUUAAAUCAUUAUGUAUAUCUAAUGAUAUUAUACAAUCUAAUAUAAAUAAUAAUGAAUUGCAUUCAUUAUUACCAUUUUAUAUAAUAAUUAAUCAAAAUUUAAUUAUAAUGAAAGUUGGUGAAGCUAUUCAACAUAUAUGUAAUAAUUUAAUUGGAUGUAAUUUUAAAAAAUUCUUUUUAAUUAGAUAUCCAGUAAUACAUUGUACAUUUGAACAGAUAAAACUACAUAUGCAUAAUACAUUUGAAUUGGUUCUGAUGAAAAAUCAAUGCUUGGAUAAAAACAAUGGUCACUCAAAGAUUGGUAAGGCAGAAUGUAAAUUUCGAGGUGAAAUGCGUUAUGUUGAACAAUGGGAUAUGUUAUUAUUUCUAGGUGCACCAACUAUACGUGAUAUAAAACAUUUAAAUGAACAUGGUUUAUACAUAUGUGAUUUGAAUAUGUUUGAUCGAAGUAGAGAUGUAAUAAUUUGUGGUGAUCAAAUAUCAAGUGAAUUAUUGAAAUUAUUUCAAUUGCAACGUAAAAAAAGUGAAGAAUUAGAAAGAAGUAUGAAACGUUUGGAUAAAAUACGAAAAUUAACAGAUCGUCUUUUAUAUCAAUGUAUUCCAAGAGCAGUGGCUCGUAAAUUACGUGAUGGUAUUCCAGCAAAUGAAACUAUAGAGACAUACGAUUCUGUAAGUAUAUGUUUUACAAAAGUUUUUAAUUUUUGUGCAAAAUGUAUGCAUACAAGUGUUGAUCAAAUUGUGGAACUUUUAAAUAAAAUGUAUACACUUUUUGAUGAUCUUACAGAAGCUUCUAAUGUUUAUAAGGUUGAAACUGUUGGUGACAGUUAUAUGCUUGUCUCUGGAGCACCGCAUAAGACACGUUUUCAUUCUGCACAUAUAACAGAGAUGGCAUUAAAUAUAUUGAAAGUUACUCAUGAAUCUUUAGCAUGGCCAAAAUCUAAUGAUUCUAAGGACACCACUGAUAAUGAAAAUGGAAAGGAGGUUUUAAAGCUUUACAUUGGAUGUCACACUGGACCUAUUGUAGCUGGUAUAGUUGGUCACAAAGCACCAAGAUAUUGUUUAUUUGGAGAUACAGUGAAUACAGCUAGCAGAAUGAUGUCUAGUGGUGUGCCUGAUCGAAUACACGUCAGUCAAAUGUUUGCUGCUAAUCUUUCGGAAUUCCCGUACAUUUUAGAAUACCGUGGUGAAAUUGAUGUUAAGGGUAAAGGUAAAAUGAGAACAUAUUUUGUAAAUGGUCGAAAUGAUGAUUUUACAUUAUCAGAUAAUUUAUAUGGAAAUCAAUUAAAUUUUAGUAAAAUAUUAGAAAAAGAUGUUGAAGAUAUUGAAUUAGAUGAUUCUACUAUAUCUCAUAAUACUUCAAUAGAUCCUAUGAAUGAAUUUAUUGAGAAAGAUCAUGAAAUCUCAUCUGAAUGUUCAACAGGAAUUGAUCUAGACGAACUAUUAGAUCAUAAACAUAAACAAAAUGAAGAAUAUAAUAUAAAUUUAACUAAACAUGAUAAUAUGAUGAUCAGUAAAUUGACAGAUUCAGUAAACAUAGUCAGUUGUCACAAUAAUAAUAAUCGAGCGAUAAUUCCAAUCGACCACAAAGAAGAUGAAUUAGUAAGUCAUAAUGAGUCUUUAUUAUCAGCAACAAAUCAAAAUGAUAAAAUUACUACUAUUACUACUACUAAUACUACUACUAGUAGUACUAGUACUAGUACUACUACUACUACUAAUACAAACCAUGAUAUUAAUAAUAAUAAUAAUUCUAUUAUUUCCAACGGUGAUAUUUGUCCAAACUUUAAAAUAUCAAAAGUCAAACGAACUAAUGAAAAAUCAUAUGAGAAAUUCGGGGAUCACAAUCUAUUAAAUGAAUCUAAUUCAGAUCUAAUUCAUUAUCCAUGCCAAAUACAAAACAUAAAUGAAUUACCAUGUUGUUCAUCACAAUUUUCAUCAAUAUAUAAAAAAGAUGUUAAAUUUGCUUUAGAUAACGAGAAAAUAAUUUCAUAUGAAUGUGAAAGUAGUGAAGAUGAUGAUAAAUUGAAUGGUGAAUUUCAUUCUUUAGAUGUCCAUAAUGGUAAAGAUAAUGCUGAAGAAAAAUGUAAGACAAAGGUAUUCGAAGGAAUUAGUUCUGAGAUAGAAUGUUCAAGUAAACAACAACAACAACAACACUCACAAAAACAGUUACCAGUAAAUUUUAAAAAUAUCACUUCAGUAGAACAAAAAUAUAAAAUUGAAAAAUUCAGAAAAAUGAUUAAAAAUAAUUCAUUUGGUCAAAUGAAUCCAAUCUCGCUUUCUUCUUCUGGAUCUGAUGUAUUUAAUAUAUUAUAUGAACCUUUGACUUUAGGACUGACUGAACUAGCUAUAGUCAAACCAAAUGAACCAAUCAAAUAUCUUGGAUCAUGGUUGAAACGUUAUAAAUCAAUGGAACAAGAGGAAGAUUAUUAA
This is a messenger RNA of Schistosoma rodhaini, 3939 nucleotides long. The record is from the annotation of a GenBank genome assembly. Lineage: Eukaryota; Metazoa; Platyhelminthes; Trematoda; Strigeidida; Schistosomatidae.